Messenger RNA from Cuscuta epithymum, 1218 nucleotides. Lineage: Eukaryota; Viridiplantae; Streptophyta; Magnoliopsida; Solanales; Convolvulaceae. The record is from the annotation of a GenBank genome assembly.
UAAAACUAAUACUCGUACUCCGUAAAUCAUUAAAUCAUGUGUCUGCAGAAGUGAGUUCUUAACUACCGGAACCCAAAGUGAGGAGCCUCCACAUCACUGUGUCUGCAGAAGUGGAUAACGAAUUUCCCGCACUCGUCUCUCUCAAGCAAAUCCAUGGCGGCAGCUGCAGCAACUACUCAGCUAUGCCUCCCUCCUUCAUAUUCCCCGUCAACCCACAAAUUAAAAAAUUCCACCUUUUCCACUCUCCUUCGCAUUCACAAAUCUCACUCUCCAACUUGUACAAGAAGAGUUAUGGCCGCCGCCUCUGGGAAAUACACAGACUUACUGGGCGAUUUCGGAGGCAGAGACCCAUUUCCAGCUGAGAUUGAGAGCAAUUUCUGCGAGAAUGUCUUGGGAAACGCCGGCACCGAACACAAGAUACUCAUCCCAAACGCUUCUGCUCUCUCGCUUGCUCAACUAGACUGUGCUCCCAUUAAUCCCCAUCAACCUCCCAUGUCUGUGUUUGAAGCUCGCCAGAUGCUGCUCAAGGUUGUUGGGUGGAGGCUGAUAGAUGAAGAAGGGGGGCUCAGGCUGCAAUGUACAUGGAAAUUGAGAGACUCUGGCUGUAGUGUUGAACUCAUCAAUAGAAUACAAAAGGCAGUGGAAGGGACCGGUCAUUCCGCAUCUAACCUUCACUUAGAGCAGCCGGAGGAAGAGCCUAACCAAGUUAGAGCUCAUUUGUGGACUGCUUCCAUAGGAGGGUUGAGCCUGAAUGACUUCAUUCUAGCUGCCAAAAUAGAUAUGGUUAAAACAUCUGACCUUAUCCCCAGAAAGAGAGUUUGGGCGUAGUAUGAGUUGGUUCUGAAAAUAACCAAGUCAUAUGGGUAAACAAGAGGUUCGAGGAGGACGGAAACAUACUUGCAGAGUUGCAGAGGGCUGUUGCAAGUUCUGCAAAGAAAAGACGAAUUGCCUUUUGUAACCCGUAUAUGGAUACACCAUUUUCGGUACCACAGGUGGAAACAAUGGAAUGGGGGGGGAGGUUCAUGUAAACCCUUUCAUCCAAAUUCAAAAAUGCAUAUCCAUUGUUUGGUUGCUCCAAGUCCGCAACAUAACUACAUAAGUGUACCUACUAAGUACUAACUAAGCAAUUUUUACAAGUACAAGCACUUCAUUUAUAAUAAACUUUCAUAGUUUCAGUAAAGUUUAUUCCUAAUUGGAUAUUAUAGAAGAGACUUUUUU